This is a messenger RNA of Suillus clintonianus, 2073 nucleotides long. Its product is annotated as pyridoxal phosphate-dependent transferase. Gene Ontology annotation, cellular component: serine palmitoyltransferase complex. Gene Ontology annotation, biological process: ceramide biosynthetic process; sphingosine biosynthetic process. Gene Ontology annotation, molecular function: serine C-palmitoyltransferase activity; pyridoxal phosphate binding. The coding region runs from base 1 to 2073 and encodes 690 amino acids. Lineage: Eukaryota; Fungi; Basidiomycota; Agaricomycetes; Boletales; Suillaceae. The transcript is spliced from 2 exons. The record is from RefSeq and is a predicted model, not a curated record.
AUGCCGUCUCCCAUCGCUUUGGAUCCACCGUCGCCUCCUCCAUCCAUCUUCAAGAAGAAAGGAUCACUCAGCAAGUUGUCAUCAAUAGAGACGGCAGUGUCCUACCUUUCUGUUGUUCAACAAGCAGAUGCCCGCGCUCGCAGUCACAACAACUCCUCUGCGGCAACUCCUGCACUUUCCCUCUCCUCUUCCGCUACAGCUUCGUCCGAAGACAUCAUCCUCAACGAGGAUGAUGAGAACAACUGUCUUGUGCAUCCCCUUACGCCACCCACCUCCGAUGAGGUCUUCCAUACCGUUCACUCGGAGUUUGGUCACUGUGCCAAUGAGGCCUAUCGUUGCGUCUCUAAGCAUGACUACAUGAAAACUUUCCAGGAGCACACCUCGGAGGAGCCUCCGUACUAUAUUCUCUUCACCACCUACAUAAGCUACCUCAUGGUCAUCUGUUUUGGCCAUACACGUGACUUCUUCGGAAAGCGUUUUAACAAAUCUUAUUUCACUCACCUCAUGCCCCAUAAUGGUUACGCCCCAUUGAACUCGGAUUUUAAUUCAUUCUACACCCGCCGGCUCCAGCGUCGUGUGGAUGAUUGCAUUUCCCAGCCUGUCGCAGGUGUCCCCGGCCGCACCAUUCUUAUCCUCGACCGUUAUUCCACUGAUUAUAACAUUACUCAAAUCUACACUGGUAGCAAGACACGAGCCAUGAACAUUUCUUCGUACAACUACCUCGGCUUUUCCCAGACCAGAGGAGGCUGCUCAGGUGCAGUCGGGGAAAGCAUCCGUCGUUAUGGUGUCUCCACCUGCGGCACGCGUCUUGAAAACGGGAGCAAUGAGCUCCAUGUGUCUGCUGAGGCCCUCGUUGCACGUUUUCUGGGGACAGAAGACGCGUUGGUCAGUUCUAUGGGUUUUGCCACUAACUCUACUUUCAUCCCUGCACUAGUGGGAAAGAGGUCCUUGAUCAUUUCCGACGAACUGAAUCACACUAGCAUUCGUAUCGGUGCGCGCCAGAGUGGUGCGGAUGUCCGGAUGUUCAAGCACAAUGAUAUGUCAAGCCUCGAGUCCAUUCUGCGUGAAGUGAUAAGCCAGGGCCAGCCCAGGACGCAUCGUCCUUGGAAGAAGAUUUUGGUCAUCGUUGAGGGUCUGUACUCCAUGGAAGGCACGCUCGUGAACCUGCCUAAGAUCGUCGAACUGAAGCAGAAGUACAAUGUUCGUAGUGCAGUCACCAUUUUGGGUCACGGUGUUCAUAUUUUAUUCAAGUUCUACCUCUUUGUUGAUGAGGCACAUUCAGUCGGUGCAAUCGGUCCCCAUGGACGCGGUGUGACGGACUACUUUAACAUCCAUCCUGGCUCAAUUGAUGUCUUGAUGGGCACGUUCACCAAGUCAUUUGGUGCUGCUGGUGGAUAUAUCGCAGGGCCAAAAAGCCUUAUUGACGCUCUCCGGCUGCGAGGACACUCGGGUCGUUAUGCGGAAGCAAUGACGCCCCCCGUGCUCGCACAGAUUGUCGCGUCGAUCGCGAGCAUCAUGGGCGUUGCUCCGCCACCACCGAUGUCCAAAUCCCCGAAUCCCCUUCACCUUACUAGCUCAACCAUCAUGCUGAAGGACGGUCCAGAUGAGCUCCAAGAAAUGGCACCUGCCACCAUGCUUCCGACGUGGAUAAACCUGCAUGCGUCUCUUGCAGACGGAUCUGAAGCUCGCACACGUAUCCGCCGUCUUGCCUUCAACAGUCGUUAUCUGCACGCAGGCCUCAAGAAACUCGGCUUCAUCAUUUCUGGACAUCCCUUCAGCCCGAUUGUUCCCCUGCUUAUCUUCAACCCGGGCAAAUGUUUGAUGUUCGCACGUAUGAUGCGUUCGCGGAGGAUACCGAUUGUUGUCGUUGUCGUGGGGUACCCCGCCACUCCGUUGGAGAAGGGUCGUGCGCGGUUUUGUGCUAGUGCAUCGCACACAAAGGAUGAUAUAGAUAUGGUGCUACGGGCGUGCGAUGAGGUGGGUGGGAUUUUGGACCUGAAACAUGGUUUGGGCGAGCGGUGGGGAAUUGAUGAAAUUUGCGAGCGCGCGGUAGAGCUAGUUCACUCGAUGUGA